Molecule: messenger RNA, 2016 nt
Organism: Bactrocera neohumeralis
Lineage: Eukaryota; Metazoa; Arthropoda; Insecta; Diptera; Tephritidae
Gene: Upf3
Product: regulator of nonsense transcripts 3B
Exons: 3
Coding region: 103-1884 (593 amino acids)
Biological process (GO): positive regulation of translation; nuclear-transcribed mRNA catabolic process, nonsense-mediated decay
Cellular component (GO): cytoplasm; nucleolus
Molecular function (GO): mRNA binding
Source: RefSeq, a predicted model, not a curated record
GGUUUUAAUGAUUAACAUUGCAGUUGGAAGAUUAUUAUAUUGUAAACAAUUUCAUUUCCAAUUCAAGCAUAGACUUUAAUUAUAUUGGAUUGAAUAUUAAUAAUGACAAAAGUUGAAAAUGGAGGAAAGCCCGAUGUUAAGUCUGGAAAAUCCGAAAAGGAGCGUACCAAUAAACGUGCUCAUAAAAAAGAAAAGCAAAAGCCGCAAACGAAGAUCGUUAUUCGACAUUUGCCACCUACUAUGACUGAGGAAGAGUUUCUGAAACAAAUAGAUCCACUGCCACCACAUGAUUUUUACUAUUUCGCUGCACCCGAUUGGUCUUUGGGAUAUGACGCUACCUGCCGGGCCUAUAUAACAAUGAAGAACUAUGACGAUGUGUUUUUGUUUAGAGAUCGAUUUGAUGGAUACGUUUUUGUAGAUUCCAAAGGUGCUGAGUAUCCAGCUAUCGUUGAGUUUGCACCAUUCCAAGGACUCGUUAAAAAUAAAUCACGUAGAGUUGACAGUAAAGUGAACACCAUUGAGCAAGAGUCGCAUUAUCAACAGUUCCUAACAAAGUUAGAAGAAGACCGAGAAGCUGCAAAAGGUGGUGAAAGCAAAUUAGAAUUUAGUUUGGAUCGCAAAAAAGAAGAGAAAAUCACUUCAACACCAUUACUUCAGUAUCUAGCCAAUAAAAAAGAAAAGCGACGUGAAGAGGCCAAACGGCGACAAGAGGAGAAGCGUCGCCAGCGCGAUGACGACAAAGAAAAAAGAAAACAGGCACAAUCUCAACAACAAGUAACAAAAAUUAUAUCAAAUAACGAAGGAGGCGGCGGCAAAGGUGGAAAUAAGUUGGCCAGUGGCAAGGAAAAUAUUGUCGGUGAAAAGAACAACCAGCAACAACCGCAUGAAGAGGGUAAAAGCUCACGUUCCCAGAGACGAGCUGAGCGCAAUCAAAGAAGGCGAGAGGAAUUUGAACGUAAACGACAAGAACGGGAUCAAAGAGAUAAAGGCGGCGAAGGCAAAUCAAAUCAAACUAAUAAUGUCGAAUCUAAUUUGGCCAACGAUAAAAAAAGUCGAGAACAGCCACAACGUGAAAAUAAAUCAGAUGAUGGGAAGCAAGCACAACGUAAAGAAGGUGGAAAACGUUACAGUGAACGUCGAGAACGAGAUAGAAAUCGCAACCGCAAAGAUAAAGAAAAAGAGAAGGCCAAGGAUUCCUCAGUUGGCGAUGAAGUGCUUAAAACCGAAAGUACAGCGUCAGAAGCUAUAAGAGCUGCAGCCGCUGCCGCAGUUGCUGGCGGAGAAGCUAUUGUUAGCGAGUCUGUUAUGAAUUUUAUACGUAGUGUAGCAACCGCCAAGGAGUUUGUCCCCAAACAUAAACAACAAGAAAUGAAAGAUAAGCAGAGAAAAUUGUCUGACGAAAAAUUAUCCGAAAAAGAUGACGAAAAGGAAGCUGAAACGAAACCGACAAUGGAAGGUCUGAAGAAAUUUGAUUCGAAUGUAGAACUUGAUACUCGUACGCCAAAACAAAGGGCUGCUGAUGAACAGCGCCGUAUUAGAAAUAAGGAUCGUCCUUCGAUUGCCAUCUAUCAACCGAAAGCACGUUUACGUAUUUCGGAAGAGCGUGAUCCCAGUACAUCUCAACCUCUAAGUAGUGGGAAGAGCGACACUCGUAGCAAUCCUACAUCUGAUUGUGAAAGCGUAAAAAAAGAGGAAACGAGAACUAAAAAGGUGUCUCGUUAUUCAGAGCGACGGGCAGAAAGGCGUAACAAUAAGGACAAACAAAAAACUUCGCCUGAUCCCAUUGAAUCCGAUCAAAAGGAUGAAAUGGAACUGUCCAAAUCAAUUGCAGCUGAAAAUGAGGUUAUUGAAUCCCAAGAUGCAGCAAAAUGCACUGAGGAAUAAAAAUUGUUUAAGUUUUUAUCGGAAUUUAUAAAAAACCUCUAAAUUAAAGUUUGAUUUUUUUACAUGUGAUUUUAACUUUUAAUUUUCAAUAUUGGCGAUAUCUUUCACAAAUUACAUUGAAAUUUACACUUU